GGAUGCGGGGGGCGGCCGGGCGCCGCUAGGUCGCCGCCGGGGGUGGGCGAGGGGCGGCCGCGCUCGGCGCUGCCGGGGCAGAAGAUGCUGGUGUACUUCUGGGGGUUCCUGUACAGCCACUACGUGCGGUUCUGGCUGAAGUGGAUCCUGAGGCUGCUGACCGGGAAAUGCGAGCUGCAGCGGCUCCUGGGCGGCUCGCGGGCGGGCGCCCAGCGGACGCUGAGCGUAGAACAUUCACUGGAAUCAUCAAAGAAUAAGGUUUUAAGAAAUGCUGUACAUGUUGAGGAAGCUGAAGUGGAGAAGUGUGUCAGAGAUGUAAUGAAAGAAAAGAAAAUUGAACAGAAGGAUACAGGGUUUAAGACAAAUCUGCAUAUAUCCUUACUGCAGAUAUCAGGUUACAAAAAACUUUAUUUGAAUGUGGAAAAUCUGAGGAAGGUCCCAUAUGAUUCAGAUAAUGAAGAACAUGAGGAACAGUUAAUUGAGCUUUGGAAUUUGCUGAUGCCUCAUGAGAAUCUGAAGGCCAGAAUCACCAAGCAGUGGUGUGACAUUGGCUUCCAAGGUGAUGAUCCCAAGACAGACUUCCGAGGAAUGGGCCUGCUGGGGUUAGUCAAUUUGGUGUAUUUUAGUAAACAUUACACCGAAGAAGCUCGUCAGAUCCUUUCUCAUUCAAAUCACCCAAAGCUGGGAUACUCUUAUGCAAUAGUUGGAAUCAAUCUGACAGAAAUGGCAUACAGCUUACUUAAGAACGGUGCUUUAAAGUCUCAUCUGUACAACGUGGUCUCUGGCUUGCCGCAGAUGGAGCACUUCCAUCAAUUUUACUGUUAUCUGGUUUAUGAGUUUGACAAGUUCUGGUUUGAAGAAGAACCAGAAAGCAUUAUGCACUUCAACCAGUACAGAGAGAAAUUCCAUGAAAAAAUUAAGGGACUUCUACUGGAUUGUGAUGUGAUACUAACCUUACAAAAUACAAAGAAACCUUAACUAUUCUGCAGUCUAUGAGGUUCUGCAUCAAAAAUGGAACCAAGCAUUUGGAUGAGAGUUUUGUGUGUUUCACCAAAAACUGUUUAAGAGUAGAACAUUUUUUUUUACAUUUAAAAAAGAAAAAUCAAAAUUCAGUUAAGAAAGCUUGGACAAUCAACCUCUGUUUACAGGUCUUUAUAUGCUAUUCUCCAAAGGACAGCUUUUUUUUUUUUUAAAAAAAAAACAAACGAAACAAAAACCAACCAACAAACCAACACAAAAACACCCCACAAAUCUCAAGAGCCUCUGGAUCGCUUGCUUUCACAAUUUCUUUUAUACUUCUUGGUGCAGGAACAUGAAGCAGGUAUUUAUGCUGCAUCAUGUUUUCCAUGAAUAGGUUUGACUGUUAAUUGUCUUUUUAAAAAUAUUUUUUAGUUGAAAUUAUUCUGAUUUUAGACUUUUUGCAUUGUUCUGUAUGUGGAGUCAACCGUUCACUCAAUGUUAAAUUUCUCGCUAAUGAAGAGGUCCAUGAAGGGGUUUAUUAGUCACUUAUGAUUUUGGAGAAGAGGCUUAAUCCAUCAACAUACUGACAAACUUACUAGAAAUUACUUCUGGCUAGGGAAGUUUUUUUUAUCUGUGGAUUUGCACCAGCGAAUUCCUAUGCUUGGAAAAAGCUUAGUUUGUGAAGAAAAGAACCACAAAUCACCAGUGUGAGGAUCAGAUCCUCAGACUAAAGCUACUCCUUCUAAAAAUACUCCUACUGUAAAAAUUUUCAGUUCUUUCUAAUCUGACUUCAGCUGCUCAGGCUGCUUGACUUUGUAUCUGUUGUCAGCCCUUGUCAGCUAAUGGGGUAUUUGCGUUAGGAAGUACGAGAGAGGUAGUUUAGUCCUUUUAUAAAGUUCACUAUUUAAAAACCUUUGUUGCAGCUGCAGUCCUAUUUUGUGAAAAUAAAUUCGCACCUGAGUACAAGUCUUGAGCAAAGAUGUAUUUUCCAUGGAAAGGAUGCAACUGUGACACGUUCCUUAAUCUUGGCAUCCUCAGACAAUCUAGUCAAUAGGACUUCAUAUAUAUAUAUAGUGACUAAUUAUUGCUUAAAGCAACUUUAAACAGAUUUGGUAUGACCAUCACUUCAUUUUCUAAAGCCUACUAUUAAAUAAGUGCCUUCUGCUUUAUUCAGUCAGUGUUUUAUUUUGAUUCUCUAACCAGGUCAUAGCCUUAGAAGCUGAUUUGGGAAAGACUCUUUCAGUAUAUAUCUAAAUAGCACACAGCGGCACAAAACUUGUAUGCUUAUAGCAGCUUUUUUUUUUUUUUUUUUUUAAAAAAUCAUCUCAGGUAAAUUAGUUAACUUCCAGUCAGUGAUCAGUCAUGAAGACAUUCCUGAAGAAUACAAGUAUUGCAUACAACAAGAAAAAAAUGACAACCCCCUUUUGUAACAAGUGAUGUUACACUACAUAAGUAUUAAAUGUAUUUAUAAUAAUAUGUAAUACUACAUCUCCUUGGAGAGAAUCAAAACCCAGCUGGGCGCAGUCCUAAGCAGCCUGCUUUAGGUGACCCUGCUUUGGGCAGGGAGUUGGACUAGGUGAUCUCUAGAGGAGCCUUCCCACCGCAGUAAUUCUGCGAGUCUGUACUGUGUAACCAGUGACAAGGCAAGAAGCACUGCGUCCACCCAAUUCCUCUUGAUCACAUAAAUGUUGGUGAUCUAUUUGUGGGAAAGCUCCUGAUCAGGGUAGACACUAUAUACAUAGGAGGUAACGCAGUUCAGUUUUCUUCUUACGGUACCUUAGGUCUAGGUGAAAAACAAUUCUUAGUUUAACAUGCACAGGGUAGAGAAGGGUUCAUCUCGUCUGUGUUGGGCUGAUGCUAUUCUACUAAAAAGAAAAAAAAAAAGGUAAUGUGAAGAUGCUCAUAGUGAGUAUUUACGGUUAUGCCACGGCUUGUAAGCUGAAGAGCUAAACUGACUAGACUGGGUACAAAACCGACCACAGGAAGCCUCAUUCUCUUGCUCCUCCCAGGUACUUGGGUCCUGUAAUUCUCAACACUGAAAAAGCUGAGAUCCUGCGGAGAGUGUUCUGGGGUUCAGGUCCUGCCGUGGAGCUCUGGUUCUCUGAGCCUUGCAGGUACUGGACAUUCCCAAAAUCUGAGGAAGGAAGGGGGAAGUGGCUCCCAGUGGCUGAGAGGUUCAUUGUUACUGUCUAGCCCCAGCUUCUGUCAUGUUUGCCUUCCUUCAUUAAUAAUUUUUGCUAUUGCUUGUAGAUCUCCUUUGCCAGCAACUUGAGACUGACUUUUUGGAUUUCAGAAGUGACCCCGAUAUGUUUAGCAGCAGCAGGGAAGGAGAUCCCAUGCUUUAUUUUCAUCUACUGCUCGCUAGCGAGUAACAAAAUUGCUUAAGCCAUCUCUCUAAAACACUCCUGUGCUAGAAUCUGCAGCCUCUGGUGUUGGGGGUUGUUGGUUUUUUUUGGCAACAGUUGCAAAAAUAAUCUACACCCUUGUCUUCCUAGUCUUGAAGCUUUCAUGUGGCUCCUUGUUCACUCAGAGACUGACAUUUAACUACUGCUGAGGACUUCUAAAGCCCAACCAUCAAGUUUCAGAUUUCCUAUCACACACCCGAGACAUUUUAGUGUAGAAUGUAGAUUGAGCCCGAUGCAAGAUGCAUCUUCAUUAGCUUUUUUUUU
Phalacrocorax carbo (great cormorant) is the source of this 3629-nucleotide messenger RNA. The record is from RefSeq and is a predicted model, not a curated record. Lineage: Eukaryota; Metazoa; Chordata; Aves; Suliformes; Phalacrocoracidae.